CAGCAGAGGCAGACCUUCCAUCAUCCAUGCUUAAGGAUGAGAGAGACAGCCUGAUAGAGAGAGAAACAGAGCAGUUAGAGAGAGAGAGAGAGAGAGAGAGAGAGAGGGAGAGGGAGAUGGGUAUGGUGUUUAGAAUGGGAGGUUUAAGGGAGGGUUUUAGGUCUACCAACUGGUAGUUAGAGAUUGAACUCCUUAACCAAACACAAAAUCUUUAACCCCUAAGACCAAGAACUUGUAACAACAAGAAGAAGAACCAGAAGAAGCAAUAGACCCAACAGCAACAGCAACAGCAACAACAACAAACAACAACAAGAAGAACAAGAAGAAGUCAAUAGCACCAACCACUUCCUCAACUGGGGUUUCAAGCAAAGACCCAAAAGCCCAAACCUGCAAAAAAGUAGAAACUAUUUCAAAAGGCACACUAAGAUAACUAUUUCAAAGACGAAGCUAUCAUUUUUUCUUUCGGUGAGAGAGAGAAAGAGAGAUGCUCACGUGGGGUUUUGAUGGAAUGAUGGACAGAGAAUAUAUGAUGAGGGAAAAAGAUCGAAAGUGAGAGAAAUUCGUUGCUACUUCCAAUUAUCGCUUUCUUUUGUUCAUAGAAUAAAAAAAGGGGAAGGAAUUUUUUUUAAUUUUGAUUUUUCUUGCUGUAUAUUCUUUGUAAUUGUUUGCGCAAGUCAAUAGGUGUGUGAAUUGUGUAAUGAAAAGUGAAGUGUUGGGUUGUUAUUGUUUUGUUGUAUUGGGAUCGGAUUUGUGUAUCAGCAGAUCGAGUGGUGUCUUUGAGGUUUUCUGUUCCCCAAAACACCCACAAGAGUUGCUGGUUUUCAGUUCCUCAGAUGAUUACUUAAUCCGAAUUGAAUAAGCAGGCAGGGAGGCUCAAGACUAAGUAAAUAUGGCUACUUAUUAUGCUAGUUCAAAUAACCAGAGAGAUGCUGCCCCAAUGAUAUAUAUUCCGGGUUCAUAUCCAGAGGCACCAGUUCUUCCUGGCAAUAUGAUGAUGUAUAUGAAUACUGGAUCAUACACAGAGACCUUGGCAGGGAAUUCCCAGCAGCAAAACGGCUGCAUUGAGAUUCAGUCUGUGGAAGCCUCAGAUUCAACACCACAGCAGCAAGAAAUCUUGUCAAAUCUUGGUGGAUCACGGAUUGGGGAGCAUGAUUUCAGUGCAUGGAGGGAUGGUAGAAAUGAGAUGCUAGUUAUGCAUUCAAUGGCUGGACCUUCCAGCAUUCUUAGUGGACAGAACUUACAAGGACAAGGCUUGUCCCUCAGUCUCGGUACACAAAUUCCGUCUGGAAUCCAAAUGCCCUCCAUCCCCUACAGGAAUCCCAAUUCAGGCCUGGCUUCAUUCUUAAAUCCCAACCCAUCAAUUGUGGGUGAUGGUAGUGGUAGGAAUGGUUCUUCUAGAGAUGAACAGUCAAAAAAUGUUGAAUAUCUGCCAGCUGGUUUUUCUGGAGGUAAUCAAGAUUCAAAUAAAGGAGAUAUAUCUCCAUAUGGAAUGACGAGUAUUGCAAGAACCAUUCCACAUUCUAAGUACCUCAAGGCAGCACAGCAACUGCUUGAUGAAGUUGUUAAUGUCCGAAAAGCUCUAAAGCAGCCUGACAAAGAGAAAAACCAAAGCACAAAUGAGCAUGGAAUGGAUAGUUCAAAGGAUGGUGACAGCAAAUCAAAGAAUGGAUCUGCAAACCCUCAGGAAUCUGCCAAUAACUCAGCAAGUGAGCUUUCACAUGCUGAAAGACAAGAGUUGCAGAAUAAGUUGACAAAACUUUUGUCCAUGUUGGAUGAGGUUGAUAGAAGGUACAAACAGUACUAUCAUCAGAUGCAGAUUGUGGUGUCAUCAUUCGAUGUGAUAGCAGGAUGUGGGGCAGCUAAACCUUAUACUGCACUUGCCCUCCAGACUAUAUCCCGCCACUUUCGAUGCUUGCGUGAUGCAAUAUAUGGCCAAAUUCGAGCAACCCGUAAAAGCCUCGGAGAGCAAGAAACAUCAGAAAAUGGUAAAGGGGUUGGAAUAACUCGUCUCCGAUAUGUGGAUCAGCAGCUUAGGCAACAGAGGGCUCUUCAGCAGCUUGGUAUGAUGCAGCAACAUGCAUGGAGGCCACAAAGGGGUUUACCUGAAAGCUCUGUUUCAAUUCUCCGUGCUUGGCUGUUUGAGCAUUUCCUUCACCCUUACCCAAAGGAUUCUGAUAAAAUCAUGCUGGCAAGGCAGACAGGCUUGACUAGAAGUCAGGUCUCAAAUUGGUUUAUCAAUGCACGAGUGCGUCUUUGGAAGCCCAUGGUUGAAGAGAUGUACAAAGAAGAGAUUGGUGAUCCAGAGAUGGACUCUAAUUCGUCUUCUGACAAUGUAGCCAAAGCAACAAAAGGCGACAUGCGAACCUAUGACGACAGGGGUGAAGAAAUGCAACAAAGUGCCAGUUCGACAGCAACUGAAAGAUGCAGUACUGGACAACUGAUGGAUUCCAAAUCUGACCAGGUUCCUGAUGUAGAAAUGGCAGGAUCAACUACACGAAGCAAUUUCCAAAAUAUGACACGUGGAGAGGCUGUUACUGAGUAUGGGUUGUUGAAGCUAAGGGAGGAGCAAAGGCACAAUGUGGAUGAUUGUGGUCUCUUCCAAGAUGCCAUUGUUCAUUCUGAUGCCAGUGGCAAUCGAUUUAUGGCCGCAGCAGCUGCUGCUGCUUAUCAAAUGUCCGAGAUGGGGAGGUUCGGGAGUGGAAGUGGAGUGUCUCUUACCCUGGGGUUGCAACAUUGUGAGGAUGGUAGUCUACCGAUGUCUGGUACUAGCCAUCAAAGUUUUGUUUCCAUGAGGGGGGAUGAUAUCUAUGGUGCCACAGCAGUAUCUUCUGUAGGGACUGAGACUACGGAUUUUGAAUGCCUGAAUCCAGGAAACAGGCAACACAGGUUCAAUUCCUCCCAUUUGUUACAUGAUUUCGUUGCAUGAAAUACUUACACGGGUCAUGUUUGAAUUAUUUUGGGACAGUAACAGCUGAUUUUAGUUGUUGCUCUAGGAAGAUUCAUCUCACUUUCAAGCGGUGAAAGGAAGGGUUGUGCAUAAAACACAAUUGUAGUAUAUGAAAAGGAAAUGGUUGGAAGGUUACCAUAUUGUAAAGAUACAUAUUUUGGUCUAAAUAUUUGGAGGGAAAGUGUACAAUUGGUGACAACUUUGGUAUUGAAAGAAAAGAAAAAAAAAAUCCUGGUUUGAAAUAAAGAUGGUAGGAACUGUCUGAUUCCUUUUUUUUUUUUUAAAAAAAAAUUUUACUUGUGAUUGAUACUUGUGCCAUGUUUGUAACUUGUUGCCAUUUUUAUUUUUUUUUUAAAAAAGCAUACAGAGGAAUAA
Jatropha curcas is the source of this 3322-nucleotide messenger RNA. RefSeq names its product BEL1-like homeodomain protein 6. Gene Ontology annotation, biological process: regulation of DNA-templated transcription. Gene Ontology annotation, molecular function: DNA binding. Lineage: Eukaryota; Viridiplantae; Streptophyta; Magnoliopsida; Malpighiales; Euphorbiaceae. The record is from RefSeq and is a predicted model, not a curated record.